AUGUCACCCGGGGAAUCUUCGGAACCACUGUCUCUUCCCGAAGACGUCAUCGUGGACAUCAUAGCACGUGUACCAAGAUUCGACUAUCCAACACUCUCCCUCGUUUCUAAGCACUUCCGGUCACUUGUUACGUCGCCUAAGCUAUACGCGAGUCGAUCCUUGUUGGGCUUCACCGAACACUGUCUCUAUGUUGUACUCUAUAAUCACUUUGAUAAUUCGAAUUCCCGGUGGUAUAUUCUCUGCCGCAAACCAGACGGCAACCUUCGCUUAGUCCUUAUCUCGUCGCUUCCCCCUUUGCAUGGCAAUGGGAGCUUUGUCGCGGUGGGUUCAAUGAUAUAUGUGUUUGACAAUACGACAUCAAGUGCCUCAAGUAUCGAUUGUAAAUCUCACACGGUGCAAAAGCUCCAUAAUAUGCCUAUACACAUGGUUCAUACAGUCGCUGGCCUCAUUGAUGGGAAAAUAUACGUAAGUGGAUAUUGUAAUCGUGCUUCGAAAAAUGUCAUGGUGGUGUUCAAUACAGAAACAAAAAUGUGGGAGCCAGAGAUAAAGCCAAUUGCAAACAAGGAGACAUGCAAAAGGUGGACGCGUAAUUGUGUGGUGAUGGCUGGUAAGAUUUACACGAAAGAUCCUUUUAAUAGCUUUA
Microthlaspi erraticum is the source of this 643-nucleotide messenger RNA. Lineage: Eukaryota; Viridiplantae; Streptophyta; Magnoliopsida; Brassicales; Brassicaceae. The record is from the annotation of a GenBank genome assembly.